CGGGGGCACUGUUGUACAUUCUACAUCACUCCGAUUACAUUUAUCUGUCAUAUUUUAGCAGGCCCGUUUGUUCUUUAACUUUAUUUAAUUGUGUGUAAUUUGUAUUUAAUUAAUAGACUAAAUAAAAUAGGCUACAUAUAGAUGACUAUAUUAUAUGUGUAUUGUAACGUUGUUAUGUUAUGUGUUGCUGGACACAACCCUGUACAAAUGGCCAUAGUGGUCCAUAUGUUCUCGUGAGGAGGCCUAGUCCUACUAAUCCAUAUAAUCUUUCUUUAACCCAGUAGACAUGUAGGUUUAAGCAGGACAUUUAGCAGUUGAAGUUACUUUACAUUUGGUCUGUGUCCUAAGUGGGUUCUCUUUAAGGUUCCCUUAGUAUCCUAAUAACACCACAAAUACAGUCUAUGCCUAUUUUAGUAGACUACAAUGUCUGCUAAAUGGCAAGUUGAAGAACGCACGUGUUGAAGUGAACCAAACCCGCUCUAGAUAUAGAUCUGACCAUUCAUGUUUUAUUACCCUACAGCUCCACUUGGAUAUUUUGAGGGGACUGGGACUCCAACAGUUUAAGGAGUUUCUGGGUUUUCUGCUGGUCCAUCCUAGGCUCGGGUUUCACACACACUCUUGAAUUAUCCAUGAGUUUUGCUGCGUCGUAAUCCUAUGGGGGAAAAAAGUUGUCUUGUAACGCAAGUCACUUCUCAUCGGAACCUGUCCUGAAGGCACGAUGCCUCAAUCCACGCAACAAGAGCUGUAUGAGCAGAACCUGCGCAGGGAGACGUGGUGUCAGGUGGAGAGGAACAGCAGGCAGAGUUGGGAUCGUCCGGAACGGAAACACUUUGGCUGCCACCUGCGGACGAGCCGGGACUUCAGCUCUCCCCGGGCCGCAGAGCCGGAGCGGAGGUCGGCAUGGACCGAGAGGCCCAGCGCCGCCCCGCUGGCCCAGAGGAGGCACUUCGAGGAGAGGGCCAAAAGUCAACUGGUGUAGCAGGGGUUUCACCAACAUUGUCAGUUGGUCUAUCUAAAACCUCAGGCACCUCAACUUGUUUGCUGAGGAUUCAAA
Messenger RNA from Gadus chalcogrammus (walleye pollock), 1054 nucleotides. Its product is annotated as spermatogenesis-associated protein 45-like. The coding region runs from base 719 to 979 and encodes 86 amino acids. The record is from RefSeq and is a predicted model, not a curated record. NCBI's taxonomy places the organism in Eukaryota, Metazoa, Chordata, Actinopteri, Gadiformes, Gadidae. The transcript is spliced from 2 exons.